Diachasma alloeum is the source of this 885-nucleotide messenger RNA. RefSeq lists its product as uncharacterized. The transcript has a single exon. The record is from RefSeq and is a predicted model, not a curated record. Bases 1 to 885 code for a protein of 294 amino acids. NCBI's taxonomy places the organism in Eukaryota, Metazoa, Arthropoda, Insecta, Hymenoptera, Braconidae.
AUGAUCUUGGAGCGAGACGCACCAGCGCAGCUGCAGAACAGCCCAGCGACAGUUACACCGGUUCCGGCAGUCAUCGCAGACCCUAUCCAACAGUCGCUGCUUCCCAUGAUGAGCCCGGAGCAACAGCAGAGCCUACUGGUUGACGGAAUGGCUCAGAUCGGUCGGGUGGCUCUUCAACUAGAAGAGUUUACUCCAGAAGACCCAGAGCUGUUCUUCAGCAUUGCCGAACACAACUUCCACGCAGCCGGCAUCACCUCCGAGGCGACAAAGUUUGGACACAUAUGUGGCAAGCUCUCCAAGUCGAAGCACGCUGUCGAGGUGAGGGACAUCAUUCUCAAUCCACCACUGGAAAACCCUUACACACACCUGAAUUCGGAGCUCAUUAAACAUCUUAGCUCCUCUCAGGAAGAGACGACGAGGAGACUUUUGGAGGGCGCGGAAAUGGGAGACAAGAAACCAUCUCAAUUUCUGCAUCACCUACGCAUCCUGGCAGGAGCCAGCUUUCCUGAUGACACACUGCGGACACUAUGGAUAACACGCCUCCCGGCCAAUGUCCAGGCGUUGUUGGCCACACAACGCAACUCUGCUCUCGAGGAUGCCGCAGAACUCGCCGACAAAACGAUUCAGAUUCUGAAGCCGAGAAUCCCACAAGCUGCUCCACAGAUCGCCAAGGCAUACGCCCACAGCAUUGAGGCACUCUUGAGCCUCAAGAUGUCUCAGUUGACCCUCACUCUCGACGAGAAGUUGAACAGGAUGCGGGGCGAGAUCGAGAGCCGCAAACGGUCAAUCAGAGCAGACGGAGGACAUCCAGGGGGUGGCGGCUUCAGACAGGCCAGAGCCAGGUCACGUUCCCAGCACCGGCAGGCAGAAAUUAGCGACCCCUGA